AGAAAAAGUUUAUUGCACGUAAUGUGUAAUUUUCCUUUUUAACAAAUGUUGCACAUAAUACGUAACGGAGGAAGAUAACAUUUGCCUUAAAUUAAAUAGCCGCAAAAACAAAAAUAAACCUUUUUUUUUUUUUUUUUUUUUUGUUAAAACUAAAAUCCAACUAAAUCCACCACUCUUGCUGACUCAAUCCCUUUCUCUCUCCUCUCUUUCUCGAAUCCCUCUUCUCGUACUGUAGUUUCAGAAUGCAGUGAACUUGAUUUGUUGCCUUUUCCUGGUAAAAUUGGUGGUGCAUACAUUUGCAACUGAAUUCAAUGGAAGGGGAGAGUGAGCUAGAGCUUCUACAACGAUAUCGACGUGACCGGCGUGUGCUUCUGAAUUUUAUGCUUUCUGGUAGUUUGAUUAAGAAAGUUAUACUUCCUCCUGGGGCUGUUUCAUUAGAUGAUGUGGAUCUAGAUCAAGUCAGUGUUGAUUAUGUUCUGAACUGUGUUAGAAAAGGUGAAAUGCUUGAACUCUCUGAAGCUAUCAGAGAUUAUCAUGAUGGUUCAGAGUUCCCUUUUAUGAAUAAUGGAGGGGCUAGUGAUGAGUAUUUUCUUGUUACAAACCAUGAACUUUCUGGUUCACCCCCGAGACGAGCACCACCACCAGCACCAUUAGUUGCCCCAUCAACCAUUCUUCCGAGUUUGUCAAAAUCGGAGUCGGUUGAUGACGACAUGGAAUCGAACUCAGAGCCUUCUAUGCAAGAUCCGUCUUCAAAUGUUGAUUUUCUGUCUAGGAGGAGUAUGUCUCAGGCUGAAUCUUUCAGUUCAAAUCAAGCUAAAGAGUUGACAGUGGACGACAUUGAGGACUUUGAGGAUGAUGACGACUUGGAAGAAGUUGAUAGCAGAAGAGUUUCAAGGCGAAUGCCAAAUGAUGCGUCUGAUCUUGUGGCAGUAUUACCAAGUUUUGCUACAGGUAUCACUGAUGAUGAUCUUCGUGAAACUGCUUAUGAGAUCCUUUUAGCAUGUGCUGGAGCUUCAGGAGGCCUCAUAGUACCAUCAAAGGAAAAGAAGAAAGAGAAAAAGUCAUCCAAACUACUGAAAAAGCUUGGGCGUAGUAAAACUGAGCAUGUUGCAGCUGAGCCCCAACGUGCACCUGGCUUGGUUGGUUUGUUAGAGACUAUGCGGGUUCAAAUGGAGAUUUCAGAAGCUAUGGAUAUCAGAACAAGACAGGGCUUGCUUAAUGCUCUUGCUGGAAAGGCAGGAAAAAGAAUGGAUACCCUUUUAGUACCUUUGGAAUUGUUAUGCUGUAUUUCGCGCACAGAGUUUCCUGACAAAAAGGCAUAUAUACGGUGGCAGAAAAGACAGUUAAACAUGUUGGAGGAGGGGCUCAUUAAUCAUCCCGUUGUUGGUUUUGGUGAAUCUGGACGGAAGGCCAAUGAAGUGAGGAUUCUUCUAGCUAAAAUCGAGGAAUCUGAGUUCCUUCCAGCAACUACAGGAGAACUUCAAAGGUCGGAAUGUUUAAAAUCUCUUAGGGAUGUUUCUAAUACUCUUGCAGAAAGGGCAGCUCGUGGUGACUUAACUGGUGAAAUUUGUCACUGGGCUGAUGGUUAUCAUCUUAAUGUUCGGCUGUAUGAGAAGUUGCUGCUUAGUGUCUUUGACAUUCUGGAUGAGGGAAAGCUUACAGAGGAAGUGGAAGAGAUUCUUGAGCUUCUGAAGGCAACAUGGCGUGUGUUGGGAAUAACAGAGACCAUCCACUAUACAUGUUAUGCUUGGGUAUUAUUUCGUCAGUAUGUGAUUACAAGUGAGAAAGGAAUGCUUCAACAUGCCAUUGAGCAGUUGAAGAGAAUCCCUUUAAAAGAACAACGUGGCCCACAGGAGAGGUUGCACUUGAAUAGCUUGCAAUCAAAGACAGAUUGUGAAACAGGAUCCCAAAGUACAUCUUUUCUUCAAGCAUUCCUUGGGCCAAUCCAGAGGUGGGCUAAUAGACAGCUUGCAGACUAUCACCUGCAUUUUUCCGAGGAUUCACACAAGAUGGAGAAUAUUGCAACUGUCGCAAUGGUUUCUCGCAGACUACUUGUGGAGGAAUCAGAAUCUUCUACUAUCAGCGAUCAGGAACAGAUUGAAUCGUAUGUAAACUCGUCAAUUAAAAGUGUAUUUGCCCGGACGUUACAUGCAGUUGACACAACUUCAGAAACAGUGCAUGAACAUCCAUUGACGUUGCUUGCUGAAGAAAUUAGGAAAUUACUGAAGAAAGAGACUACAUUGUUUGUCCCAGUUUUGUCUUGGUGGCAUCCACAAGCACUUGUUGUUUCAACAUCUCUUCUUCACAAGCUUUAUGGAAUGAAAUUGAAACCAUUCCUUGAUGGUGCUGAGCAUUUGACUGAGGAUAUAGUAUCUGUAUUUCCAGCAGCUCAUAGUCUUGAGCAGCAUAUUCUGGGCCUUUUGACUUCUACUUUUGGUGAAGAGGUUUCUGAGACAUACUGCAAAAAACUUGGGAGAUAUCAGAUCGAAAGUUUAUCUGGAACAUUAGUAAUGCGCUGGGUCAAUGCACAGCUGCAAAGGAUACAGAACUGGGUUGAGCGUGCCAUUCAACAGGAGAGAUGGGAUCCAGUAUCACCUCAGCAGUGCCAUGGAACUUCAAUUGUUGAAGUCUACAGGAUUAUCGAAGAGACAGUGGACCAAUUCUUUGAUCUUAAAGUUCCAAUGGGUUCUGGGGAGCUUAGUAGCUUAUGCCGUGGUAUUGAUAAUGCAUUUCAAGGGUAUUCUAAUCUUAUUGUCGCUAAUUUGGCCAGCAAAGAGGAUCUCAUGCCACCUGUGCCCAUCCUCACGCGAUAUCGGAAGGAAGCUGGUAUUAAGGCUUUUGUGAAAAAAGAGCUUCUGGACCACCAAAAACUCCCUGAAGAGAGAAAAUCUAGUGAGAUCAGUGUUUUACCUACCCCAGUUUUGUGUGUUCAACUAAAUACUCUUCAUUAUGCAGUUAGUCAUCUUGGUAAGCUGGAAGACAGCAUAUCAGAGCGAUGGUUGAAGAAGAAGCCAACUGACAAGUUUACCAAGAAGAGUUUCAAUGAAAAUUCAAAAGGCUUCAACCAAAGUAACACUUUUGAGGGUAGCAGAAAAGAUUUCAAUGCUGCUAUUGACAGAAUCUGUGAAUAUACUGGUACCAAGAUCAUUUUUUGUGAGUUAAGGGAACCGUUUAUUGACAAUUUGUACAAGCCCAGUGUCUCUCAAACUAGAUUGGAAGCAUUAAUUGAACCGCUUGACCUGGCACUAAAUCAGUUAUGUGUUAUAAUCAUGGAGCCUCUACGUGAUCGACUCGUGACUAGUCUUCUACAAGCAUCUCUUGAUGGUCUGAUACGGGUAUUGUUAGAUGGAGGCCCAUCUCGUAUCUUCUCCCAAAGUGACGCCAAACUGAUCGAAGAAGAUUUAGAUAUUUUAAAGGAGUUUUUUAUUUCUGGAGGAGAUGGUCUUCCUCGAGGAGUUGUGGAAAAUCUAGUGUCUCGUGCACGACAUAUAACACAAUUGCUCGGAUAUGAGACCCGAGAAUUGAUUGAAGACUUGAAAUCCACAGUUGGACAUGGAGGAAGAAGUAAACUAGGAGCUGAUACUGAGACCUUGCUGAGAAUAUUGUGCCAUCGAGGUGAUUGGGAGGCUUCCCAGUAUGUCAAGAAACAAUUCAAGAUACCCAAGUCAGCUUCGUAAGUGUAUAAAUGCAGUCAUUACAAUAUGUAGUACAAAAGAGAAAUUGUGUCGACAUGUCGUAAUUGUAGACUUGUAGAGUGAUGUAGUCUGAUUUGAGAUUUGCUGUGUAGCAUAGCAUAUUGUCUUUGCAAGUCCUGUUGCCAAAUUUUGUAUUAAUUCUAUCUUUGUACAUUCUGUUUAUCUGUGUCUUUGUCUUUCUUAGGGAUGAUCAGAAGUCAGUGACAAUGAAUCACUGGAUAGAUUUAUUUGCCAAAACAUCUUCACUAUUUAAAAAGAGUUGUACAAAAACAUCCUUAAGCAUGUAUAACAUUCGUCUUUGACAUUGGUUGAUUGUAAUUGUUUGUUAAAUAAAAUACUCCUGUACAAGUUUCAAAGAUUAA
Molecule: messenger RNA, 4057 nt
Organism: Chenopodium quinoa (quinoa)
Lineage: Eukaryota; Viridiplantae; Streptophyta; Magnoliopsida; Caryophyllales; Amaranthaceae
Exons: 27
Coding region: 312-3677 (1121 amino acids)
Source: RefSeq, a predicted model, not a curated record